AUGUCUAUUGCGCGCUUUCUGAUUAUUCCCUUCAGCUUUUUUUCUUUUUUUGCAUAUGGGCUCGAUAAAGACGCGACCUACCGUGUCGACGGGCUGCAGAAACCAGCUGAAAUAAUUGUCGACACCUACGGCGUCCCGCAUAUCUAUGCGGCAGAUCACUACGACGUAUUUUUUGUACAGGGAUUUAACGCCGCCCGCGAUCGGCUCUGGCAGAUCGACCUCUGGCGCAAAAGGGGCCUGGGCGAACUGGCCUCUGCGCUUGGCGAAGAAUAUGUCGCGCAGGACAGCGCCGCGCGGUUGUUUCUCUAUCGCGAUGAUAUGUAUACCGAGUGGCUUGCUUACGGCAACGAUGCAAAAAGAAUUACUGAGGCAUUUACCGCCGGCAUCAACGCAUUUGUGGCACUGACCGAAAAGCAGCCCGAGCUGCUGCCUCCGGAAUUCAACCUGUUGGGAUACAAACCUGACCGCUGGCAACCAGCCGAUGUGGUGCGGAUUCGCAGCAAUGGGUUGUGGCGCAACGUCACCACAGAGGUAUGGCGCGCGCAGCUGGCCUGUCAGAAUCAGCUCGACCUGGCAGCGCAGUGGAAGCAACUGGAGCCAAGCUGGACCACCACAAUCCCUCAAGGGUUAGAUCCGUGUGUCAUCCCGGACAACGUCCUGGAAAAAUAUACCCUGGCCAAAGCACCGGUAGUUUUUGAUCAGGCGGUAACAACAGCAAUCGCCCUGCAGGAUGAAGGUGAUCAUUCUCUUGGCAGCAACAACUGGGUAGUGGCUCCAGAACGAACAGCCACCGGCCGACCCAUACUGGCGGAUGAUCCGCAUAGAGGGCAUGCCACGCCAUCACUACGAUAUAUCGCGCAUCUGGUGGGCCCGGGCAUUGACGUCAUCGGUGCGGGAGAACCCGCCUUACCCGGCAUUUCCAUUGGCCAUAACCAGCAGAUUGCAUUCGGUUUAACCAUUUUCCCCAUUGACCAGGAAGAUUUGUACGUCUACGAAAAAACAGCUGAAGGCUACCGCUAUCAGGGCCGCAGCGAACCUUUCAUAGAGGUGGUAGAGGCUAUCCAUGUCAGAGACAACCCCAGCCAGGAAGUCACACUUCGAUUUACCCGCCACGGGCCGGUGGUUGCAGAGACGAAGACCCACGCCUUUGUUGUGCGUGCCGCCUGGCUGGAACCCGGCAUGUCACCCUACUUCGGCAGCAUCGAAUACAUGCGCGCGCAGAACUGGCGUGAGUUUGAAGCCGCACUGAACCGCUGGGGUGCACCUGCAGAAAACCAGGUUUAUGCCGAUACUGACGGCAAUAUCGGUUACAAACCCGCAGGGCGUUUCCCGGUAAGGGUCAACUGGGAUGGCCUGAUGCCGGUACCUGGUAACGGCCGAUUUGAGUGGCAGGGAUAUUUCGAUAUGGAUGUGCUGCCGGUUGAGUACAACCCGGCCCGCGGUUUCACCGGCACCGCCAACUCCAUGAAUCUGCCCCCUGACUAUCCCAUCAACGACUAUAAAAUCGGCUUCGAAUGGUCGAGUCCCUGGCGCUACAAGCGUUUGUGGGAACUACUGGAAACCCAGGAAAAACACAGCAUGGCCGACUCAAUCAACCUGCAGCGCGACUACACCUCAGUGCUUGCCCGCCGCAUCCUGGCAUUGUUGCCAAAACUGGCUGAUCAACCUCAGGGAAAACUUCUCAGCAAAUGGGACCACGUUCUGAGCCCGGAUUCUGCUGCCGCAGCCUUAUGGAAUGUCUGGUAUACCCGCCACCUGGUACCCGCGCUGGCUGAAGCAUUGGCCGGCAGUCGAGCAGUCCCCGACAAUCCCCUGGACCCACUGACUGUGCUGGAAAUGCUGAAAACACCCGCAGGUCAGAGUACUGCUUACGCCUCGCUGGCGGCGGCUGUUACGGAAACUCAAACAUUGCUGGGAGAUGAACCCCGCCAAUGGCAAUGGGGAGACCUGCAUCGCAUCAAGUUCCAGCACCCGCUGUAUGACCAGGCCCCACCAGCAUUACAGGCACAGAUGAAAAUCACCGACUAUCCUCGCGGCGGCAACGCCAAUACCACCAACAAUACCGGCUACCGAGGGGCAGGUUUUGAUGUCGCCUCUGGCGCUUCUUUCCGUAUGGUGGUUGACGUCGGCAACUGGGACAACGCCUUCGCCACAAAUGUCAGCUAUGAAACGCUGACCUUCAUCGACAGUGAUGGCUAUUCCUAUGUGAAUUACGCCACCACCCGAUCUGAUGUAAACAGCUAUACCGUGUUUCUUGAUAAAGCCGAGAAUCUCGGUGACUACCUGUACAUCAACCCCAACCAAUAUCAGUUUGACGACUCCGAACCGUCAUUCAAUCAACUGAAGUUUGAUCAGGGCAGCUACGCAACAAUCAGUCAGGGUAGUUACAUCAAUACCCAUCAACCAGAGAAGUCGGCGCUGCAGGUCGAGGCAGACGGCACUUAUCGACUGCGCACCUGGGAUGGCACCAAACAAACUAACGGACACUACGGCAUCUGGAACACACCGGACCCGUUUGCGCGUUUUGCCGCGGCAUGGGUUUUCCCAGCGCAGUUUGAGGUCACCGGAUACCACAGUAAUCGCGAAGGUGAAUGGGUUCAGCGAGGCAAUACACUCGCAUUUUUCACCAAUGAUGCAAAUAACCUGGCGUUUGAAUUCACAUACCGGCGCAGAAGCCAGCCCGCGUUCAGUGCGCUCAUGGCUCAGCUCAAAGACAACCAGGCUGUUGCCGUCGAACAACAGGGUAACGGUCUCAAAGUGACGCUCACCAACGAAAUCCUGUUUGCAUCCGGUUCUGCUGAUCUGUCCGAUACAGGUCGGGAGCUCCUGAAAAACGUUGUCAGUAACCUCAGCCACCGCGAAGCUUACAGCUUUAUUGUUGAAGGCCACACCGACAACGUACCCAUCCGCGGCCAGUUGCAGCGUCUUUAUCCAACCAAUUGGGAGCUGUCAGCCAAACGCGCGGGCUUUUGGUGCUUACAAACCACGUGUGCCGAAUGA
Symbiodinium pilosum is the source of this 3000-nucleotide messenger RNA. Lineage: Eukaryota; Dinophyceae; Suessiales; Symbiodiniaceae. The record is from the annotation of a GenBank genome assembly.